CCCCAACCCACCACCCCACCUCUCUCGACACUCUCUACUUUCUUAUUGCGCGCCUCUGGAGUUGUGCGCUUGGGUCUAAUCCUUCCUUUCCUUCCAAUACCCCUCGUUCGAGUGUGCUCUCUCACCCUCGGUGAGCUCGGAGCUCGUCUUUCGCAAACAUGGCGCAGCGCCAGGUUCCAUUGCAUGUCACGCAGCCCACGCUGCUCACGAACUUGAACAUUCUUCCAGCAUCAAUAUCAUGGCAGAACUGCACGCUCGAGUCCGACAAGUACGUUUGCGUGCGCCAAGUCAACAGCGAGGCCAACGCUCCCGCCGAGACGGUUAUCAUCGACCUCAAGAACACAAACAAUGUCAUCCGGAGACCGAUUCGCGCCGACAGCGCUAUUAUGCAUUUGACUGAGCCCAUCAUAGCCCUCAAGGCGCAAGGCCGGACGCUGCAGCUGUUCAACCUGGAGACGAAGGAGCGUCUGCAGACAUACAGCCAUCAGGAAGACAUCCAAUUCUGGCGGUGGAUCAGCCAAACUACCCUCGCGCUCGUGAGCACCAAGGCUGUUUACCAUUGGGACGUGCUGGACUCGAAGACCGCUGUCGCGCCACGCAAGAUCUUCGACCGCCAAGAGCAGCUCGAGAACAACCAAAUCAUCAACUACGUCACUAACGAUGACGAGAGCUGGUCCUGCUUGGUUGGAAUCACGUCGAACCCUGCUGGAGGCAUUCGCGGUAACAUGCAGCUGUUCUCCAAGGCGAGGAACGUCAGCCAGCCUCUCGAGGGUCAUGCUGCCACGUUUGGAACGAUUCGCCUCGAUGGCGCUUCGACAGAUACCAAGCUCUUCGCCUUCGCUGUCAAGUCCUCGUCUGGAGAAGCGAAGAUCAACAUCGUUGAGGUCGACCACAAUGCCGCGAACCCAGCCUUCCCCAAGCGCUUGAUCCCGAUACAUUGGCCUGCCGAGGGCAAUGGUGAUUUCCCCCUCGGUAUUCACAUCGCGCACAAAUACGGCAUCUUAAUCGUAAUCACCAAAUUUGGCUUCAUCCACCUGCACGAUCUCGAGACCGGUACCGCUCUGUUCUUGAACAGGAUCUCGGAAGAGACCGUGUUCACUACUGCACGCGACGACGAGGGCACGGGUGUAGUUGUGAUCAACAAGCGAGGACAGGUGCUACACACGACAAUUCGGGAAGACAGCCUAAUCCCGUACAUUAUGGAGAACCCAGCCUGUGCGGAAAUUGCGUACAAACUUGCGUCAAAAGGUGGCCUUCCUGGUGCCGACCAGCUAUACUCACAGCGAUUCGAGACGCUCAUGUCGCAAGGCAACUAUGCGGAAGGAGCUAAGGUCGCCGCCAACUCGCCGCGAGGCUUCCUGCGCACAAUGAACACCAUCAACAGGCUACGUCAGGUUCCCAGCCAACCGGGCCAAAUUACUGUGCUACUACAGUACUUUGGCCAGUUAUUGGAUAAAGGUGGCUUGAACAGGGAAGAAACCCUAGAGCUCGCCCGUCCAGUGUUUGUGCAAGGUCGAAAACAUCUCAUUGAGAAGUGGCAGAAGGAGGGCAAGCUGCAUUGUUCAGAAGAGCUUGGAGACGUCGCCAAGCCUCAUGACUUGAAUCUUGCUCUAGCAAUCUACAAGGAAGCCAACGUUCCCCAAAAGGUGGUUGCAUCCCUCGCGGAGCUUGGUCACUACGACCUUAUUCUUCAGUACUGCAACAGCGUUGGCUACACACCAGAUUACAACGUUCUACUUCAACACGUCGUGCGCAUCAACGCUGAAAAGGGAGCUGAAUUCGCCUCGCAGCUUGCGAAGAACGAGGGAGGACCAUUGAUCAGCAUCGACCGCGUUGUGGACAUUUUCCAGUCACAAGGCAUGAUCCAACAAGCAACCGCAUUCUUGCUUGACGUUCUCUCGAACGACAAGCCGGAGGAGGGUCAUCUUCAGACUAAGCUACUUGAAAUGAAUCUGCUUAACGCUCCUCAGGUUGCGGAUGCCAUUCUUGGAAACGAAAUGUUCCACCAUUACGACAAGGCUCGCAUCGCCCAACUUUGCGAAAACGCCGGUCUACUGACGCGAGCUCUGGAACACAACGACGACCCCGCAGCUAUCAAGCGCAUUAUCGUACAAACCGACAAAUUGCCAGAGGAAUGGUUGAUCAAUUACUUUGGCCAGUUGACAGUCGAGCUUUCUCUCGAAUCACUGGAUGCUAUGCUCACGACAAACAUCCGACAAAACUUGCAGGCUGUCAUUCGUAUCUCGCAAAAGUACUCGGAUCUGCUCGGCGCUACAAGGAUUAUCGACCUCCUGGAGAAGCAUCGCACCGCCGAAGGCUUGUACUUCUUCCUCGGUUCCAUCGUCAACGUCAGUGAGGACAAGGAUGUUCACUUCAAGUACAUCGAGGCGGCGACUACAAUGGGGCAAUUGAAUGAGGUUGAGCGUAUUUGCCGCGAAUCUAAUCAUUUUGAUGCGGAGAAAGUCAAAAACUUCCUCAAGGAGGCCAACCUCACCGAGCAGCUACCCCUCAUCAUCGUCUGUGAUCGUUUCAACUUCAUCCACGAUCUAGUGCUGCACCUAUACAAGAAGCAGCAGUUCAAGUCAAUCGAGGUUUACGUACAGCGCGUCAACCCUGCCCGGACACCUGCCGUUAUUGGCGGCCUGCUUGACGUGGACUGUGACGAGAACAUCAUCAAGGGUCUCUUGAAUUCCGUGACGCCCUCAUCAAUCCCAAUUGACGAAUUGGUUGCGGAGGUCGAAUCUCGAAACCGACUGAAGCUCCUUCUUCCGUUCCUCGAGCAGACCUUAGCCAGCGGAAAUCAGCAACAGGCUGUGUACAACGCCCUGGCCAAGAUCUACAUCGACUCGAACAACAACCCAGAGCGAUUUCUCAAAGACAACGACCUGUACGACACCCUUACUGUUGGUAAAUACUGCGAGAAGCGUGAUCCCAACCUUGCGUUCAUUGCGUACGAAAAGGGCAACAACGACCUCGAGCUCAUUAACAUCACCAAUGAAAACGCCAUGUUCAAAGCACAGGCACGGUAUUUGCUUGAGCGUGCGGACUCUGAGAUCUGGGACUAUGUUCUCAACCCCAACAACAUGCAUCGCCGCUCGCUUGUUGACCAAGUGGUCUCCACUGCCGUACCCUCUUCGGAUAACCCUGAUAAAGUCAGCGUCGCUGUCAAAGCUUUCAUCACGGCUGACAUGCCUUCGGAGUUGAUUGAUUUGCUUGAGAAGAUUAUCUUGGAACCAUCCACAUUCUCUGACAACCCUUCGCUCCAGAAUCUGCUUAUGCUUACGGCUGCCAAAUCCGACCGCGGACGCAUGAUGGGCUACAUUGAACAGCUUGAGAACUACACACCCGAGGACAUUGCACAACAAUGUAUCGAAGUCGGCAUGUUCGACGAAGCUUUCGAGAUCCACAAGAAGCACAACAGUCACGUCGAGGCUGCCGAUGUCCUCAUCGAGCAUAUCGUAAGUAUCGAUCGUGCCGCAGAUUACGCUGACCGUGUCGAUCUGCCCGAAGUCUGGAGCAGGGUUGCGAAGGCCCAGUUGGAUGGUCUGCGUGUCACAGAUUCCAUCGAGUCUUAUAUUCGCGCUGGAGAUCCCUCGAACUUCUUGGAGGUCAUUGAAAUUGGUACCCACGCAGGAAAAGACGAAGAUCUGAUCAAGUUCUUGAGAAUGGCCCGCAAGACUCUCCGGGAGGUUCCCAUCGAUACUGCGUUGGCUUUCUGCUUCGCCCGUACUAACCAGCUACCUGAGCUUGAGGACUUCUUGCGCGCCACCAACGUCGCGGAUGUUGAGGCUUCCGGUGACAAGGCUUACGAAGAGGGUCACCAUGAGGCUGCCAAGAUUUUCUUCACCAGCAUCUCCAACUGGGCUAAGCUCGCGACCACACUUGUACACCUUGAAGACUACCAAGCGGCCGUGGACUGCGCGAGGAAAGCCAAUAAUGUCAAAGUGUGGAGACAAGUAAACGAGGCCUGUAUCGCGCAGAAGGAAUUCCGCCUUGCUCAAAUUUGUGGUCUCAACCUUAUCGUCCACGCCGAAGAGCUUUCCGAGCUUGUUAAGCAGUACGAGCGCAACGGGUACUUCGAUGAACUCAUCAGCCUUCUCGAAGCUGGUCUUGGUCUGGAGCGCGCUCAUAUGGGAAUAUUUACCGAGUUGGGUAUUGCCCUUGCAAAGUACCACCCUGAGCGUGUCAUGGAGCACCUCCGCCUUUUCUGGUCUCGAAUCAACAUUCCAAAGAUGAUCCGUUCCUGCGAGGAGUCUCACUUGUGGCCGGAGCUCAUCUUCUUGUAUGUUCACUACGAUGAGUGGGACAAUGCUGCUCUCGCCAUGAUGGAGCGCGCAGCGGAUGCCUGGGAGCACCAGGCGUUCAAAGAUACUAUCACGAAGGCCACCAACGUCGAGAUCUACUACCGUGCCUUGGGAUUCUAUCUUGAGGAGCAGCCAACCCUCCUGACCGAUUUGUUGCAAGCACUCACUCCUAGGAUUGACGUCAACCGUGUCGUUCGUAUGUUCGUCAAAUCAGACAACAUCCCUCUGAUCAAGCCUUUCCUCCUCAACGUUCAGUCGCAGAACAAACGUGAAGUCAACAACGCCCUCAAUGAUCUUCUGAUCGAAGAGGAAGACUACAAGACGCUGCGCGACUCCGUUAACAACCAUGACAACUACGAUCCGGUUGAUCUUGCUCAGCGUUUGGAGAAACACGACCUGGUAUUCUUCCGUCAAAUUGCGGCUGACAUUUACCGCAAGAACAAGCGAUGGGAGAAGUCUAUUGGCUUGUCCAAGCAGGACAAGCUGUUCAAAGAUGCUAUCGAGACGUCGGCCAUGUCCAGCAAGGCUGAGAUCGUGGAGGAUCUGCUUCGCUAUUUCGUCGACAUUGGUAGCCGCGAGUGCUAUGUCGGUAUGCUCUAUGCUUGCUACGAUCUCAUUCGUCCUGAUGUCAUUCUGGAAAUGUCGUGGCGCAACGGUCUUCACGACUUCACUAUGCCAUACAUGAUCAACCUCCUCUCCAGGCAGACUGUCGCAUUGGAGCAGCUAAAGACAGACAACGAGGAGCGCAAGGCCCGCGAAGUCUCGCAGCAGAAGAAGGAGGAGGACACUCCAAUUCUGGGCUCGCGUCUUAUGCUCACACAGGGCCCGAUUGCUUCGGCUCCCUCUCCCGGUCCUUAUGGACAGGCCAACGGAAUGGCGCCUCAACCGACUGGUGCUUACCGUGCCUUCUGAAGUAACGAUUGAUGUUAAUCUUUUGAUGGGGUAUGCAAAAGCGAGUGCCGGUUGGGUGCAUACAUUGCUGGAUCAAUAGGCAGCGGUGGCAGCGGUGUACUCUACAGGCGUUGAC
Molecule: messenger RNA, 5331 nt
Organism: Dothidotthia symphoricarpi CBS 119687
Lineage: Eukaryota; Fungi; Ascomycota; Dothideomycetes; Pleosporales; Dothidotthiaceae
Product: clathrin heavy chain
Exons: 9
Coding region: 159-5216 (1685 amino acids)
Biological process (GO): intracellular protein transport; receptor-mediated endocytosis; Golgi to endosome transport
Cellular component (GO): actin cortical patch; clathrin coat of coated pit; clathrin complex
Molecular function (GO): clathrin light chain binding; structural molecule activity
Source: RefSeq, a predicted model, not a curated record